This is a messenger RNA of Exophiala bonariae, 3504 nucleotides long. RefSeq lists its product as uncharacterized. The coding region runs from base 1 to 3504 and encodes 1167 amino acids. The record is from RefSeq and is a predicted model, not a curated record. Lineage: Eukaryota; Fungi; Ascomycota; Eurotiomycetes; Chaetothyriales; Herpotrichiellaceae. The transcript has a single exon.
AUGGCUUUGUUUGGUAGACGCAAAUCCGUCGUCCAGGUCGAGAUCACUCCUGCAGAUGAACAGGUCGAACAGAGAGAAAAAGAGAGGGAUCGCCGCAGAAAUCGCCUGUCAAAGCCCCUCACAAAUAGCAAAAUCUCCAUCACUGCAUCGACAACAAGUCUCCAGGACUCGGUGACCAAGAGCCGCAAUCAUAGUGCAACAGAGCUUGUCAACACUCACGAACUGUCUUCCCACCCCAGCAAUCCCGACCUGAGGCAACAGAUUCGAACUGAAGUGUUCGAUUCGGAUAGACUCUCACCUCAAGAUGCUUUGAAAAGUUCCUCAACACUGAGUGUGGCUCAGAUGGUCAGACAGUUCGACAAGGAUGCUACAUCUGCGAAUGCCUCAGAAGAUUCUCUGUUGCCAGUCGACAAGCCGAAGAAGAGGAAGUCAUUGCUGUUAAGACGGUUUUCCGCCCAGACUUCUUUCAAUCUGAGUCGCUCGGCUAGCAAAGAGAAAGUCAAAGUCACCAACCUCGAGGCGGUAGUCCUGUCACCCAGUUCGUCGAUGGAUAGAAUGGUUGAUGCUCCUUCUAUCCCCACUACACGUCGAGCUUCCUUCACUCCUGGAGCUGCCACUAGAAAGCCAUCAGCCGUGCUCUCCACCGAGGAAAUGAGACUUCAACAGGAGGCGAUUGAAGAAGUCGAAGAACGGAGUGUAAUAGAGUUAGACUAUUUCGAUUGGCGACCUCGACCUCCAACCAUGACUGGACGAGCUGGUACUCCUGCGGAUCUCAGUUAUUCUCAUCUGGCAGGGCUCAAAAUUGGUUCCUUGCAGGUUAUGAAUGGACGAGCCUCUCCUGCUCUAAGCGAACUGACCAUGGUCUCGAAGCAUCUCCUGACAGUGCCACGACAGCUUAGAGACGUAUCCAGUGAUUAUGGUGAUGCAGAUGAUGAUGAUACUCACGAAGUCGCUCUGAUCACGGACCGUUCCUUGCUUGUUGAAACACCCAACGCAGUCAAGGAGGCUCGAAAUUUCACCUGGGAAAGUGUCGUUGCAGACCGUGAAGAAACAGCAGAUGUCGAGUCUGAGAUAGACGUCAGGACAAAGGUUCCUCUGGACAUGGAUGAUGACCAUGCUUCCAUCAUGGCGAAGGAGUAUAUUUCAGAGCUGCCUCAGAGUCCAUACUCGGUGGCACGCUCCAGCUCUUUACCCGGUUCACUUCGACGAUUUCGAUCUGAUGAUUCCCUGCAGAGAAGUCCCUCGAUCUCUUCUUUGCAGAAAACACCUCCAAUGACAUCCUUACAAAGGACUCCUUCAAUGAUGUCUCUGCAAAGAUCUCCUUCACCCGAGAAUUACCAAGCGAAAGAUGCUACGUCUCCUGUUAGCUUUCGCACAGUAUCAAGUCUUUCGCAUACUGGUUCGGUAGUGAGGCGGCCAAGUCUACGGGUGGCUGUUGUACAACCUGACCCCUCAGCAGAUCACGAUGAUCAUCCUGCAGGUAGCGUCAUGAGCUGGUAUUCCCCGGUGGAGCCAAGCUUCAACCAGCUCGAGGCCUUCCAAUCAGCGGUCGAGUUUCAAACUCAAAGCCAACUAUCUCGACCCCAGCCUCAAGGAAACCUUGACAAAUCCGACAGUGGUUACAGCUCGAAUAAUUCUCUACGUUCUCUUCGCAUGUCUAAAGUUGCACCUAACAUCCCACAGACAUUAGUUGAACCCCCCGUUGUUGCUCAACCAUCACCAGCGGAGCCACAAACCAUGUCAUCGGAUCUCAGAUAUCGACCAAGUAUUCUUAAAUCACGAAAGACAGAGCCGAACGUACCAACGUUUGCCAAUCUACGCCCUGCCGUCAUACCGCUGAACGUAACACCGACCAGUCCGUCGCCCAUAGAUCCACUUACGGAAACAUCACUCAAGCCAGUAAAGCAAAGAAAGAAACUACAGAAGAAACGUGCGCAAAGCCAGCCACCGAGCAAGAUCGCCAUUACCAGAGUUCGUUCUUUCGAAGCAGAAACUAUUCCUGCCAUCCCUCAAGAUGUCAGAGAGAACCUGCGAAUCCGAACACAAGAAGUCCCGGAACUUGAACAGACAUACGCCAGACUAAAUAAUCAAGCCAGUCUAUCAACCAUGUUUCUUCCAACGCAUGAAGUCAGAUUUCCUUCGCCUGAGCCAGAGCGAAAACCCGAGGUACGCCGUUCAAGAUCCAUUAGCAGACCUCGAUCGUGGAUAUCUCGACCAAAAGAAGACAACACAAGAUCAAGAAACAUCUCCGAUCUCAGUCAAAGUGAUGCCCUUGCCAUAAUUAAUGACUUUGGAACCGCGGCGUCAUCACUUGGAAAUAAUCCAUAUCAUAUUGCUCAUGAAAGUAUGAUCCCAAACCCUCCUGCUCCCAAACACUUGCAUAACAAAGCACCGCGUCCGAAAUCUAUGAUGGAUGACAAGUCUGCUGCUGUCGUUGCCAAGUUUCGAAGACGGUCAUACCAACAGCGCGAGGCGUUCUCUGAUAGACGACCAUCUUUUAAUGACAGAGGUGGUAUUCCUGGCAAACCUCUUCGUCCAGGCAGCUUCAUCAGUGACAACCCACCGAUAACUCAGGAGAUGCUUCAGACUGUAUAUCGAACCUCCUCCAUGCAAAGAGGGGCAUCACUAGAGGACAGUCUAGCUCCUCCUGCUCCGUCCCAUUCUCCACCACCUCCUCCACCCCACUCACCUCGUCCAGCUUAUGUGGACUAUGAGGAAGAUUACUCGGACCUAGUGGUUGCACCCCCUCCACCAUCCCACUCGCCACGACCUGUCGAUAUCACUCCAGAUCCUUGGGCGGCUCAAGCAGCUAGCUGGAGAUCUCGAAGACAGUCCAUUGGUCUUGCGCUGAAGGAACAAGCUGGAUAUUCUCAAGGAAUUGAACAGGCGGGGCAUCAUGUUGAAGAACCCCUUUACCCUGCUAUUCCUCCUCGCAAUGAUCCACAAAGAGCAGGCUGGGCGCAAUAUACCACUUCGCCAGAAGAGUAUUUCCCAUCCCAAAAUUAUGCCGUUCAACAAUAUGCCCCAGAAUAUUAUCCAGAUCACCAAGAGCAAUAUCGGGGAAGAGAACAAUACCAGAAUGCCACUCCAUCUCAUGGUCGCUACUGUGAACAAUUUGCCACAUAUGGCGAUGGAACAGAUCGAGGAAGAUCUGUGAGACCCCAGAACAAAGUCCAUCGUAGACCAUUACCAGAGCCACGAAACGCACAGGCACAGUAUCAAACUCGGGAUCACUCACAAGCCCGAAGUAUUCGGAGCCAAGCAUCUUCACUCGCCGAGGAACUGCAUCCAGAACACCUCGAACCUCCUCAACCCGCACCAGAGUUUGGCCGGUAUUCUGGCGGCAUGGACUAUGGUUAUGAACGCGGAAAUGGCUUUGGUGGUUCUGCCGGGACAAGAUCCGUGAGCGGUAAGGCGGACGGUUCCAGAAAGGGUGUUCCCUUGAGGGCGAGCUAUGGGGUCGAUCUAGGAGAUGUGCCGGUUUCAUACAUGGUCAGAGUAUGA